CGACGAUACUGCAAUAGCGCUGAACUACCAUUUGCAAUACCGCGGAAUUGCAAAAAGUAGCAAAAUACAAAUUUGCGCGCCGCGCUAUCCUAGUCUCCCAUUGCUGCGUGUUGUUGAACACACCACUUUGAAUAAGCCAAUCAGAAGCUCUCUGGCGCUUCGCGGCAAUAGCGCGAUGCGCGAGCCGCGUUUAUUGUUGGAAGAGAAUACCGCGUAAUUGAGCAAAACGUUAACAAAUUGUAGUUAUAACAAAGCGCUGCGUGAAAAAUAUUGUUAAAAAGUGGUUAUUUGUGCAUGGAAAGUACCGAAUUAGUCGGUAUGGAUGAUGUCUUCCAACCCAGAAUCGAUCAAGGAUUUAGUCAAACGACGGGAGGAGUUGCUAAAGAAAAGGCAAUCAGUUUUAGCCAGACAAACACAACCAGGCACAAGCUUCAGCAAUGACACUGACAUUGUUCCUAAACCUUCGACCUCAGGUGCCAACCAGACAGUUUUACUUGAGUCCAUCACCACGACAACUUGCGAAGAUACUAUUAAACCAGAUUUUAGCGACUUUUCAUCUGACGAUUCAGUAGCUGACCCUGAUUUUGUGUUAACAAUUGAUGAACUUGUAGGUAACAUUCGUUCUCCGACAUUGCAGUCUCCUGUUAUGGAAUCGUCCCUUCUUCAUUUAGAAGAUAUCGAAAAUUUCCCUGAAAGAACUAUUGAAGAGGAGCACACGUCGACAAGAAAAAGAAAAGCAAUAGCAGACAAAGAUUCAUGGAAAAGAGAAAAUAAUAAAAGACAGAGAAUGAUGGGGAAGGAGUACUUAGGUUUUAGAAAGAUUGAUGGAAAGUAUGUGCAAGACAUCGCCAAACCGAACAGAAAGCUUAAUAUGAUGCGAUGUUCUUCUGAACGCUGUACUUCGAGUAAAGUUUUCUGUUGCAACAUUUUCACUGAAGAAAUGCGGAUGAAAAUAUUUGAUGAAUUUUGGGCGAUGACAUGGAAAGAAAAGAAGCUCUAUGUUUUGACCCUGAUUGACACCCAAGACACACAACGAAAGACUAAAGGUGCCGGCAGUAAUAGUAGACGCAGUGGGAGCAAGAUUUACCACUUAAAAGCUGCCAAUAGUAAAGUACGUGUGUGCCAAACUAUGUUUUUGGGCACGCUUGGAAUCAAGGAAUGGACUUGCAGAUAUUGGUUGGGCGAAAAAGGAAGUAGAGGGAGUUCUCAAGAAGUUUCAGCUCAGGCUGAUGGGCAGAAUGAUCAAAUAACAAAAAAACUCUCUGUUUUGUCUUUUUUACAAGAAAUCCCCAAACUUCCAUCGCAUUAUUGCAGGAAAUCGAGCCAAAAACUGUAUUUAGAACCCAUUAUUCAAUCCAAGGCCCAUCUUUACCGUUUAUAUGUAAAACGUGCAAAUUCUCUCUCCUCUCCUGUUGCAGGUCGAAAGUUUUUUGAAGAUUUGCUAUCUCAACAAAAUAUUUCCCUUUUCAAGCCAAAAAAGGACGAGUGUGAUACUUGUUGUGCACAUAAGGCUGGCAAUCUAAGUGACGAAGAGCACAAAAUACAUUUGGCUCUCAAAACAGCAGCUCGUCAAGAGAAGAAUAAAGACAAAGAGGCAGCGAUCAAAGGAGAAGUUCACGCCAUAACUGCUGACAUGCAAGCCGUAAUGUUGUGCCCAUACCUAAAUGCCAGUGCACUGUACUUCAAAACGAAGCUUGUGUGCAUAACUUUACAGUUUAUAAUUUGAGUAACCAUCAAGCAACGUGCUACUGGUUUGACGAAACCGUUAUAGAUUUGAGAGCCACCACGUAUGCUUCCUUCUUUGUUGCCUACAUCACGAACUUACUUGAAAAUGAUCCUAAAGAAGUGAUAAUUUACACAGAUGGUUGCACAGCUCAGAACCGUAAUAAUGUGGUUUCAAAUGCUCUCUUGCGGCUCGCCGUCAAAUAUAAUGUAACGAUCACCCAGAAGUUUUUAGAAAAGGGACACACUCAAAUGGAGGUAGACUCGGUGCAUUCCGUAAUUGAAAGAAAAUUAAAAAAUCGCGAGAUUCACCUGCCGAGUCAGUACGCGAUGAUAUCAAAAGAAGCCAGAAUAAAACCUUUUCCCUAUGAUGUGGUGAUGCCUGAUUAUACCUUCUUCAAGGAUUACAGCCGGAAAGACUAUCUCGUUUAUGAGUCUAUAAGACCAGUACGAGUUGCUGGUGACAAAUGUGUGACUAAUAUAAGGGUGCUAAGGUACAACACGAAUAGUACUAUUGAUUAUAAAUUGAUGUACUCAGAUGAAUACAUGCGUUUACCCCGGCGUGCGAAACCAAUAGAAUCCCUCUUAUCUGAACCUCCACAGCUACAUGAUGGUCCGCAAAAAAUUACUAAAGCAAAAUUUAAUCAUCUACAAGAGCUGAAAACUGUCAUACCGCCCGAUUGCCACGAGUUUUAUAAUAAUUUAAUUUUUGACGAUUAAAAUAAUUGUUUUGUACUUUU
Pieris rapae (cabbage white) is the source of this 2462-nucleotide messenger RNA. RefSeq lists its product as uncharacterized. NCBI's taxonomy places the organism in Eukaryota, Metazoa, Arthropoda, Insecta, Lepidoptera, Pieridae. The record is from RefSeq and is a predicted model, not a curated record. The coding region runs from base 323 to 1726 and encodes 467 amino acids. The transcript has 2 exons.